Molecule: messenger RNA, 794 nt
Organism: Saccostrea cuccullata (small rock oyster)
Lineage: Eukaryota; Metazoa; Mollusca; Bivalvia; Ostreida; Ostreidae
Product: complement C1q tumor necrosis factor-related protein 3-like
Exons: 2
Coding region: 157-666 (169 amino acids)
Molecular function (GO): protein binding
Source: RefSeq, a predicted model, not a curated record
GAACGUCACUUCCGCCUCCAACUGGAAGCGGAAGUUAAAGAUCUCAAAAAUCAGAGCUGUGAAUGUAAUUAUAGUUCUGCAGAAAACAGUAGUGAGUCUUCUCUUUCCAGCAUACAACAAGUAAAAGAAGCGAUAACAUUUAAUCUGGAGCUGGAUAUGAAACAACAGAAUGCAAACAUCAUGAGUGAAAUAUCUAGCGUGAAGACUAAGACUGGAGCCAUGGCAAUGACAAUUUCUGGUUUGGUAUCUUCAGUUUCAGGUAUCCAGAAGCAGAUCUAUUUUUCUGCCGGAACAGUUGGAGACGUAAGCAAACAAUGGAGCCCACAAGAAACAAUCGUAUUUCCACAUGUGACAAGUAAUGUUGGGGGAGGAUAUGAUGCAACUUCCGGUGUGUUUACCGUACCACAAAAUGGCGUCUAUGUUUUAUUUUGUUCUCUAGCCACGCAUUCCAACGGCAUGAUUGCUAAAAUGGUAAGAAAUGGCAGCCCUCUUCAUGGAAUUGCAGUUUCUGCAAGUGAUGGUCAAAUUGAUACUGGAAGUAAUGUUGUUGUGGUAUACCUUCAGAAAGGAGACAUAGUGUGGAUACAACAACAUUCCACUGGAGCGUUUUUGUGGACAAUAGCUGAUGCUCCUCUGUCAACAUUUUCAGGAUUUCUUCUUCAAUAAGAUAGAGAUAUUGGGGCAUUCUGUAUCUACAUGUACUGUCACAGUGGAACCUUCAUUUGAUCGUUGCAUUAAUAUAUUUAAACGUAUGUUAUAAAUACAUGUACAGUACUAUUAGUAUAUGUUGUACU